GGUCUUUAUAGUUCUACACCCAGGCGUCUUCACACCUUUAGUCGGAAUUUCCCUGGACUCGGCCAUUGUUGAAAUACUAAACAUCGAGCAGACCCCGUGGGAAAAGGAUAGAACAAGCCCCAUGCAACCCACACGCAGUCAGAUGGACAAGCAAUACCCCGGGGUAGGUGCCAUGGCGUUGCAGCACGUGGACAUGGUAGCGGGGCGGAUGAGCUGUGCUAUCGCGGCGGUGAAGGCGGGCGGCAGACGCGUGAAGACGGAAAACAGCUAUCUUGGGCAGAAGCGCAUGGAUAUUGGCGAUCGUGUGUCUUUUGAGAGCUCAACCCGGACAGGAUGGCGAAGAUGUUCGUGAUAGCAAGACGCACCCCAGUCCGCGAUCCAUGAUGGACCUUCAAAUUGAUGUCAUCGGCGGUCAAAGCGCACAUCCGCCGCAAUCCAUAGAUC
Molecule: messenger RNA, 444 nt
Organism: Mytilinidion resinicola
Lineage: Eukaryota; Fungi; Ascomycota; Dothideomycetes; Mytilinidiales; Mytilinidiaceae
Exons: 1
Coding region: 122-352 (76 amino acids)
Source: RefSeq, a predicted model, not a curated record